Messenger RNA from Lycium ferocissimum, 3751 nucleotides. Its product is annotated as transcription factor LHW. Gene Ontology annotation, biological process: regulation of DNA-templated transcription. NCBI's taxonomy places the organism in Eukaryota, Viridiplantae, Streptophyta, Magnoliopsida, Solanales, Solanaceae. The record is from RefSeq and is a predicted model, not a curated record. Bases 822 to 3266 code for a protein of 814 amino acids. Gene Ontology annotation, molecular function: DNA-binding transcription factor activity; protein dimerization activity. The transcript has 10 exons.
CCCUUGCUCCGUCUACUUCUUCUUCUGAUGAAAAAAACGACAGAGCAAAAAAACACCUACCUACUUCACAAAAACACACAAUACACACAGUGAUUACACUUUAAAACACCAAAAAAAUUCCAUUUCUACAAUCCCAGCAAAUCAAGAACACUCUUAAAACUGAAAAAUCUCCAAUCUUUACUCUCUUUAGUCACUGAAUAUUCAUAUGUUUGUUGGGUUUUUGCCAAACUUCACAAAAACACACAAUACACACAGUGAUUACACUUCAAAACACCAAAAGAUCCUAUUUUUACAACCCCAAAAAAUCAAGAACUUUAGUCACUGAGUAUCCAAAAUGGAGAAAAUUAUAGUUGUUGUUAACUAUCCACUUCAAAAAAACACACAAUACACAGAGUGAUUACACUUCAAAACACCAAAAAGAUUCAAUUUUUUACAACCCCAAAGAAUCAAGAACACUUUUUAGUCACUAAAAAUCCAAUUUUUUGUCAAAAAAAAUGGAGAAAAUUAUAGUUGUUGUUAACUGUGAACUUAAAGCUUGUGGUAUAGUGUAGUUUUCUACAAAGGGUCUUUUUUUAGCUAAGAAAAAAAAUCAUUUUUUUUAUUUUACUUUUUCUUUUUACUAUGGGUUGGAGGCUAAAAAUAAUAGAAAAUUUGGAUCCUGUAAGAAAAAGAAGUGGUGGAUUAAGAACUAAACAGGCUGGACGUGGUUCUUGUAGGGGAAGUUAGUUUUAUUUUUUAGUUGAAAAAAAAAAAAGAAAAAUUGAAAGAGAAAAAAAACAAAGAAUUGUUUUUUUAUUUCUUUGGAAAAGAUUGUGUAAAAAAUGGGGUAUUUGUUGAAAGAGGUUUUAAAGACUCUUUGUGGUGUUAAUCAAUGGUCUUAUGCUGUUUAUUGGAAGAUUGGUUGCCAAAAUACCAAGCUUUUAAUUUGGGAAGAAUCCUAUUGUGAACCUUUAACAUUCUCCGGAAUUAAUGGAAUUUCCGGGGUUGAGAAUCCGGAACUAUCGUUCCAUGAUUGGGAGGUCUUUAAUUCUCGGCUUAUGAAUCAAGCAGGGGAGAGAAUGCAUUUGCUCGUAAACAAAAUGAUGAUGGAUAGUCAAAUCAGUCUUGUAGGAGAAGGACUAGUCGGCCGGGCUGCAGUUACCGGGAGUCAUCAGUGGUUUCAUUCAGAGGGUUUUAGUAGAGUAGCUCAUCCACCAGAGGUCCUGAAAGAGCUCACACAACAAUUUUCUGCUGGCAUCCAGACAAUUGCAGUUGUUCCUGUUCUUCCUCAUGGUGUUGUCCAAUUUGGAUCAUGCUUGCCCAUAAUGGAGAACAUGAGGUUUGUGGAGGAUGUGAGAGUGCUGAUAAGUCAAUUAGGAUGCGUCCCUGGUGUCUUGUUAUCCGAUGAAAAUGCAACAAAAGAUCCGACGGUGAAUACCGGCAUGCCAGUUUAUCCGGAAAGUUCAGAUUUUGUAGAUUCUUGCAGGCGCCCCAAUGUAAUGAACUCUGCUCCAGCUAUUGCUAGCUGCAGUUAUCAGAGAAACUCAAGUCACACUGAUGGUUUCAUUUGUCAAACCGAUGCAACAUUUCAAGCCUCGAAUAUGACCCCAUGUUUUGUCGAAUCUCAUGAUCGACAGUUCCACCAGAAAAUUGUUCCAGAGGUGAAAGCACACCUGUCUGCUAAUAGUAGCCGGCUAAUAAAUAAUAACAUGAUUAAAGCGGAGGUAAUUUCUCCAAGCUCCAACAUGUGGACGAGUCAACAAGCUCCUUUACACAUUCCGAGGCCUCCCUUUCAUCAGCAAUCUUUGAAUGCAUCUUCUUCAUCUUAUGUUGGAAACGAUUUGAUUACUAGUCAUAUUUAUGAUGGUCAGAGUCGUGCACAAUUUAUGUGGGAUGAUGAGAGUAAUGGAAUAGUUGAAAAUGAUUUGUUUCAAGCAGUCAGUAUUAUGCUAACACAGAACGAGCAGCAACAGUGUAGUACAAGCAAGUCUGUACAAGAGGAGGUUUAUGGUGAAAAACACGAAUACGUUGGGCAGAAUGCAUUACUUGAAAAUAUCAAGUAUGAAGAUUCCUUCGUCCAACGUCACUCGGGGGAUGACUUGUUUGAUGUUCUGGGUGCUGAUUUUAAAAGUAAACUACUCAACGGAAACAGGAACGGUCACCAAAGUAACGGACAAGACUCAAACACAAAGGAUUGGGUUAAUAAUAACUCUACUUCUUCGACAGUCAAUCAAGGAAAAUCAGAUAGUGGAUCAUUCUCCAUAGCUGGUUUCGAGCAUCUUUUGGAUUCUAUAGCAUCCAAGCCUUCUGCCAAGCAGAAUUUGGAUGAUGAUGUUUCUUGUCGGACAACAUUGACAAAUUUGAGUGCUUCAUCUUCCUAUGGCCAAGCUGGUUUUUCGAGUCAAAUUCAAGGUGAGGUAUUUGGGCAACCAAAGACUCUUGCAAAAGCAGGAGCAACGGGUUCUCGUUCAUUUAGAUCCGAGUGCUCAAAAGAAAAAACUGGAGCCUAUUCGCAGAGUAGUUCAAUUUACGGGUCACAAAUAAGUUCAUGGGGGGAACAAGGUCAUGACACAAAGCCAACUAGCAGUGUUUCUACUGGAUAUUCUAAAAAGCCUGAUGAGACGAGCAAAACCAGUCGCAAAAGGCUUAAACCAGGAGAGAAUCCUAGACCCAGGCCAAAAGACCGGCAAAUGAUCCAAGAUCGUGUGAAAGAACUCCGAGAAAUUGUUCCAAAUGGGGCAAAGUGUAGCAUUGAUGCACUACUGGAACGCACGAUCAAGCACAUGCUUUUCUUGCAGAGUGUCACGAAACAUUCAGACAAAUUAAAACAAACCGGAGAGUCAAAGAUUAUCAGCAAGGAAGGAGGAUUGCUUUUGAAGGAUAAUUAUGAAGGAGGAGCGACAUGGGCGUAUGAAGUCGGUUCACAGUCUAUGGUCUGCCCAAUUAUAGUUGAGGAUCUGAAUCAACCUCGUCAAAUGCUCGUGGAGAUGCUUUGUGAAGAACGAGGUCUAUUUUUGGAAAUAGCUGACAUAAUUAGAGGAUUAGGCUUGACCAUCUUAAAAGGCGUUAUGGAAACGAGGAGCGACAAAAUAUGGGCGAGGUUCUCUGUAGAGGCUAACAGAGACGUGACGAGGAUGGAGAUAUUCAUCUCACUCGUUCGACUCUUGGAGGAAACAUCAAAAGGCGGAGAGGAACCUACUGCUAACGCCAUUGAUAACGACACGAAGAUGGUGCAUUCGUAUCACCAAGCAGCUUCAAUACCAGCAACAGGUAGACCUUGUAAUUAACAAUGAUCAACGGGGCUAUGAUCUUCCGUCUUGGAUGUGUUAAGAGCAAGCAAGCAAGCAACCAUGCUUGCCAUGACUAACAUGUACACUUAGGCCGACUGUUUUAAAGCUAAUCCUCAUUUUUUCGUCUCCCGUGAGUCAGAAGUAUCCAGAUUCCCAAUGUGCCAAACGGUGUGUCUAAGUCUACUUUUAGUUACUUUCACAAUCCAUCGUUUGGGCUUUUAGUUGUUUCCGUAGAAUGGCAAUUCAUCGUUCGUGUUAGUUGCUUAUUUUUGCUCUUUCCUUUAAAAGUUCUAUAAUUUUCAUUAGUUAUAAGGGAGAAGGGAGAUGGAUGCUUGGUUUUUACUUUUUACUGUUGUAUAGAAAAAAGGUGGAGGUGAUAGGAAGGGAGAUUAGGGGUGUUUAUUUAGCUAAUGCUGUGUACCUAUUGUUCCAUUUGUGAACAUUUUUUUUCUGGCUUUAAUUAUGUUUUUUUGCCUGUUGAA